AGAUAUGCAAUCGCGUUUUCAGGUUUCGUAAUGUAGUGUGGCCAGAUAGCCUGGUGAUUACCCGUUGCCCUCGAAAUGACCUGCUUUGGGUGUUGCUUGGAGCGAGAUGAGGUGCCCGCCGUUUUCAACGAGCCUUUUAUUAAAGGAGGGUACAGACUCCCUAACCAGCCAUAUCUUUACUAUUUCAAAUCCUUAUUUUUUCAGCACAAUGAAUUGCUCAAUAUGUGGAGUGCCUUAAUUACAGUACUCUGUCAUGUUUAUCUAUUUCAAUACUGCCCAUUCAUUUCUAUCUUGUGGGUUCUGAACAUUUCUGGCCUGCUGAUACACAUUUUCAGCUUCUUGGCCCAUACUUUCGCUCACUUCACCUCGAAAGCACACAUCAGUUUCUAUUUGCUGGAUUUCAUGGGAAUUUACAUCGGGUUUUCACAGGUUAUACCCUCAUUCUUGAUACUACAUUAUGAUAUUCCGUUUUAUUUGGCUCUUAUAAUGGGGUCACUUGCUCUAACUUGGAAUUUAACAACCUUCUAUUUGUGUUGCCGGGAGUAUUACGUCAGCUGGGAACCGUGGUUUGGCGGCGGUUCUUGUGAGAAGAAGAAGCCCCGUGUCUUGACUUUCGUGAGGAGAGGUACCUGGCUGUAUGCAGUAGUAUGGAUUGCAAUGAUGGUGAAAAUGGGCUUCUACCCACCGCCCAGUGGAUCGUUCUAUUGUCACCUACUAGCUAUUAUGUCAUUGGUUAUGGAGUGCUUCAUAUUGACGUGCAGAUGUCCGGAAAGAUGGUAUCCUGACUACUUCGAGGCAUUUCGAAGCCACGCGUUCACUCACGUAUGUGCAGGGGCUGUCACGGUUGGCCUUGUCAUGGCAUUUCUGCAGGACAGAAGUGCAUGGUCACGUGAUCACUAUUUUAGAGGAGAAUUCAUUCUUUGUUUACUCAGUGUUACUAAUAUAUCCUGCUGCUUCAUGCUGGCAUACAGAACUCUCACUAAAAUCUAUCAUGCUUCUGAAAACUAAUCUAUUUAUACUGCCUGUUUAAAGCAAUUUUAACUGAUUGCUUUCUCAUAGUCAAUGAAUUUAGUUUCAACUUAGUUCUAAUUUGAAAAUCAAUAAAUACAAUUUGUCCAAUAGUUGAUAUUAAUAAUUGCUUGAUUCAAUGAACUUCAAUCAACAUGGUACCACUUCUAUGAUGCUAUGUAGAUGAUAUUCAAAUAACAUGAAUUUGUUAUCACAACUGCGAUUCAUGCACUGUGUAACUGAUCUGAUUUGUGCUUAGCAUUCUCAAAUGACUCGUUCAACUGUUUUAUGGCUCGCAAAAGAAAUUAGUUGGGAGCAGCAAGAUGUUCAUGAGUUGUAUAGUAGCUGCUGAAGGGCUUAUUGGACGUUUUUGUUUUGACUUUCGAUACGAAAGUAACGGAAUAGUUGUUUGUGCUCGGGGUUGGUUUUUUUCUUCAGACAAUUUCGACUUUUUACUAGCCAUUUUUGACGGAUGUUUUUAAUAUCAUUCGAAAGGUAUUGUGUCUUGAGCUUAAAUUUGAAAAAAUAUUUCACCUGUGAUAAUUUUUCGCAAAGUUAUAGGGGUUUAAAGAUUGCCAUUUUGGCCGAUUUGGGACAAUGAAAGCGCGAUAUAUUUCGCCCUACGCGUAAGCGGACAUUAAUCCGUCUUAAAAAUCGCUCCAAAUUGGUUGAAAAUAGCUUAUUUGCCAGAAUUGAUUUGUUACAAGGAGCGAAAUCUAACCUUCUGAACUUAAUAUGGCGUGUGGGGGAUGAUUUUCAUAAAAAAUAUCAAAUUUUAGAAAAAUUUUUGUAGUAAUAUUAUAAAAAAUUAUAUAUAAAAAAUAUUUUAUUACAUUUGAUUUUUUAGGUUAUUACUGCUCCAUAAACCUUAAAAGGCAGUCGGAACAUUCAAUUUCAGAUUUUCCUUACCGCAGUGAUCUGAAAUCAAGGCUAGAAAAUGACUGUUUCGUUCUGUAUUCUCAUUCAGUCUUUGUAAACAUGAGUUACAGGGCACAUUUCUGGAGUGUCUAAGCUACAAAUGAACAAUUCAGUUCUUAACUGCCCGGCUAAAAUUGCAGGAACACAAAUUGCAAUAAAAUCAUCACAGCUUUAAAUUAAUCUGCUUGUUAUAAUGUGUGUACUUUGAUUGAAAGUUGUAUUCAAUAGAGAGUUAAUUAAAUUAAAUAUUGUUCAACAAA
Molecule: messenger RNA, 2186 nt
Organism: Symsagittifera roscoffensis
Lineage: Eukaryota; Metazoa; Xenacoelomorpha; Acoela; Convolutidae
Product: membrane progestin receptor alpha-like
Exons: 2
Coding region: 76-1008 (310 amino acids)
Cellular component (GO): membrane
Molecular function (GO): signaling receptor activity
Source: RefSeq, a predicted model, not a curated record